Messenger RNA from Fusarium tjaetaba, 1302 nucleotides. RefSeq lists its product as uncharacterized. NCBI's taxonomy places the organism in Eukaryota, Fungi, Ascomycota, Sordariomycetes, Hypocreales, Nectriaceae. The record is from RefSeq and is a predicted model, not a curated record. Bases 1 to 1302 code for a protein of 433 amino acids. The transcript has a single exon.
AUGGAAAUUACCAGAGAGAUUGGCCUACGAUAUCUCUGGAUUGACUCCUUAUGCAUCGUUCAGGGAGACCACGAAGAGUGGUUGCGCGAAUCGGAGAAGAUGGGCUCUGUCUACGAGAAUGCUUAUCUAGUCGUCGCCGCUGCCGAUGCGCGCGAUUCCACCGAGGGUUGUUUCAUUGAGUCCGCAAGAUCGCCGAGACUAGAGAUUGUCAAGAUCCCAUAUGUUCAACCCUCCGGAGAACCGCUAGGAUCGUUGUAUGCCGGUGAUUGGAGCGAGGAAACAUUCCAAGAUCCGGAUGAGAACAAAAGUCUUUUAUCCACUAGGGCGUGGAUCACGCAAGAAUGGAUAUUGGCGAGACGAAUUGUUUUCUACACACGCGAAGGAAUAGUAUGGUCCUGUAGGACGAUUCGAUCGCCACCAAGCGGCGUCAACGAAAUUUCGCACCGAAGUGAACUUUCGGACUGGUGGUCUUUAAUCCAGACUCAUUCAUCCCGCAACCUCACUUACUUCACAGACAGACUCAUCUCACUCGAUGGGAUCCGAACUGAAGUUCAGAAAAGAGACCAUACUGUUUACAAGUUUGGUAUGUUUGAGAAAGACCUGCAGACCCAGUUGCUGUGGCUAGUAUGUCCGGAAUCGCACGCUGCGCGGCCGGAUCAAAGUCCCAUCCCGGCUCCCUCUUGGUCUUGGGUUUCAAGAACGUCCAGCAUCCAGUUCUUUAAGGACUGGAGUAUGACCGGCCCCUAUAGAGACGAAAGAGACAAAAUAGAUUGCGGAGACGUGUUUUUCGAGGAUGACGUGGUCGUUAUUACUGAUGGGACAGUAAUGAAGCUCCAUCCAGCGGACUGGGAUCCAACUACGGAGAGGUCCAGAACUAACAUUUUCCGCCGAGAUAGUGAUACAUCAACCACAGAGUCGGAAACAAAUGAGCAGGAUGAAGAUCAAGCUGCUAAAGGACUUGAAAUAACCGAUCACGAAGAGGAACACACGAGUUGGUACUCCGAUAUCGAACCGGACAGUUCUGUCGACUAUUAUGACAGUUAUCCAUACAUACUGUUUGACGAUGGUAAUAUCCCCAGCCAGGAUGCAGGCCCUCUUUUCGCUGUCUAUUUGACUAGGAAGUAUCUUGUUUGGCCGCAUGACAAGGAGGUACAGUAUGAGCAGUACUUUAUCGUCUUGGAACCGUGUCUCGAAGGACCUGCCGACACAUAUACCAGGGUUGGGGCAGGAUGGAUUGCCAAUGACGUGAGGAGAGGACUAAGAUUUCAAAGUGAGAAGAAGAGAAGGAUCAGAAUAGUCUAG